CUCGAGUCGCCAGGGAGGCCUGGGUGCGGCGGGGCUCCGUGGCCAUGGACGCCCACGCGGCGGCGGCCCUGGCGACCCCCAUGCGGCAGCGGCCCUGGCGCGGGGAGGAGCUCCUCGUGUGCCCGCAGGGCGGCGGCGGCCCCGCGGCGAAGCGGCCCCGGCUGGACUGCUGGAGCUGCUGCGAGGCUGCCGACCCCGAGAUGGCCGCCCUGCAGUUCCUGGUCAUGUCGCUGAGUCAGGCCUUCCCCCCCGCGGGGGGCGGCCGCGACCACGACCACGAUCUCAUCCUCCCGCUCCUGCCGAGUGCCCGCCAAGUGUGGGCUAGUUAGUGGCUGGACUGGCGUUGUCGCCGCCGCGGCACUCUCCCGCCCCCUCCUUUGCACGACGGCCUCCUCUCGUUGAGGCCCCGUUCCCCCCCCCCUUCUCCCUGCUCCGCUGCUGCUAACUAUGGCUCUUCCUCCCCCUCCCUCCCCUCUUCGUGCUGCUGUUGCCCUACUCGCCUGGGCUGCCAGUGCCCAGAGCGAGCAGCAGCGCCCCCGCAGUCCCGACGUCGUUGAGCCUUCGUGGAGCUCUCAGCCAGCCAAUCUCUUCCUGCCUCCCUGCGAGCGCGAACUGGAGUGCGCGAGGAGGACGACGAGGAAGUCCUCUGCUGGCGAAAACGAUUGCAGAGGCCAGUGCAGAGGCGCGCUGCCUCCCAGAGCAACAGGAGGUCUGCCCCCUAAAGGAGGAGGUCUUCGCUCGAGCGUCUACCAGGGCACGCUGCCCCCUGCGUCUCUUGGCUCCCCCCCCCACCUCCGGUCGCACGAGGUACUCGUGUGGAUCCGCAGCUCCGACGCGCCUCGGGCGCUGCCGCUGCCCGCGGCCUCGCUGCUGGCGGAGCUGGAGCUCUUCGUCGCGGACACCGCGGGCGCCGCCGCGGAGGCCCCCCCUGGCGCCCUGCCGUGGCGGGACCCCGGCUGCGCAGGCGGGCUGCCGUCGUACGUGGCUUGCCUGGAGCGCGGGUGCCUGGAGAACGCCGGCGCGCCGCUCAACGGCGGGGCCGCCUGGUCGCGCCUCGUGGAGGAGGCCUGCCAAGGAGAGCUGGCCGAGCUGGACCUUGCCAGUCCAGAUCGCGAAGUUCCUUCCUCUCGGCCGCAGCGUCACCAUCGCGAC
Molecule: messenger RNA, 1152 nt
Organism: Prorocentrum cordatum
Lineage: Eukaryota; Dinophyceae; Prorocentrales; Prorocentraceae
Source: the annotation of a GenBank genome assembly